Messenger RNA from Linum trigynum, 1710 nucleotides. NCBI's taxonomy places the organism in Eukaryota, Viridiplantae, Streptophyta, Magnoliopsida, Malpighiales, Linaceae. The record is from the annotation of a GenBank genome assembly.
AUGGAAGCAUCUACUGCUUGUUUUCAGUGGUCGAAGCAAAUUAUACCUCAUCGUCCGUCGUCUUCCUACGGAACCCUAGCCUCCGCAAUCUCAUCUCCGUCGUCUUUGAAACGGCGGUGCCAGGCAGAAGGCGCGGCAGCGCUCAUGUGCUGUUAUGUACAUCGCCUUGACAGAUUGGCUCUAUUAGGAGCUUCAUCGUCGAAGAUUUACAGGACAAGGUCUUCCGCGUAUGCCAGGCCCAGAAGAGCACAGACGCUGAGGAGAGCUUGCAGUGCGAGCCUAAGCGAAGCCUUCUCCGAUGAGGAAUUUUCCAAGGAAAUUCAAGAAUUGGCUCUCAGAUUCCAAAACUCGAACGAUGCCGCGGAUUUGGAAUUGACUGCAGGUUUCCAUCCCGAAACAGCGAGUAAUCAUCCUUGCCAUUCGGGCAGGGAAGAUUUUGUAAAUAUGGAGCACGAUCACAGGCGAUUCCCGGUGGAGCCUCCGUGGUCGGACAUCAGUAGGGAGUCCCAAGAUUGGCCGGGGAGCCACGAUAUGAUUCCGGCGAGCAUUGAGCGGAAGGCGAACAGCGUGGAUAUCCCAGUAUCGCUCCGAAUCAUAAAAAGAAAGAUGCAGUGGCAGGAAGGAUUGAUGGAGGCAGGGGAAUCCGCUUGUUGCUCAGUGAAGAAGGCGUUCUCCUCUAUGGUGUUCAUAAUACGAGAGAUCCAGAGCUACACAUUGCUGAUGAGAGAGUUCCUUUUCACGGAAGAUCUACAAGGGAUUCUGGCCCGGGUCCAGAAGGAGAUGAACGAUUCAUUCGUAUGGUUGUUUCAGCAGGUGUUUUCUCAUACACCUACUCUCAUGGUGUCCGUGAUGAUUCUCCUCGCCAAUUUCACGGUGUACUCCAUGGGCAGCCAGUAUGCAAUCGCCGCUCCACCCCCGCCAGCCUCCUAUACGAUGGAAAGCGUGUCUGUUCUCGAUACUCGGGACCAGAUAAACCACAAGUUCCAUUCGUCAAUGGCCAAGACCUUUUCCUUGUCAUCCCCUGCUGGGAAAUCCGCUUCCAUCGGCGGGGGCGGUGGUGAUGGCGGCAAGGUUAGACCAGUCAGCAGUGGGACAGAGGGAGACGGUUCAUUAGAUGGGUCGGAAGAAUUGAGGACGAUAGUCCCUGAUUGUGCAUCAGAAUUGUCAGCACUAGGUACGAGCCAAGAGGCAGAGCAGGGGAUGGGCCGAGAGAAAGAAGCUUCGGAGAUAUGGAAUUCGAUGGUGGAGGAAGCCGCAGGAAUUCAAGGAGUGAAGAUCGAUGCAGAGGCCAUCAAGAGAUUCGUUUCACCCAUCGAAGCCAACAUCGAAUCCGACGAUUACGGCGACUAUCUGCGGACGGAGUUGCUGUACCAAACGGGACUUGCAGAAGAUCCUAACAACCCUCUACUGCUCGCCAAUUAUGCCCAGUUCCUAAGCCUUGUUUCCCAUGACCACGACAGGGCGGAGGAGUACUUCAAGAGGGCGGUUGGGACGGAGCCGGUGGAUGCGGAGGCGUUCAACAAAUACGCCAACUUCCUGUGGAAAGUGAGGGACGACCUGUGGGCGGCGGAGGAGACGUUCUUGGAAGCCAUUGCUGCGGAUCCGGCCAAUCCUUUCUACGCUGCUAGUUACGCCAGCUUCUUGUGGACGACCGGCGGGGAGGACACGUGUUUCCCCCUGGGCUCCCCUGAUACUACGCUCCAAGCCUAA